AUGACUUUCUUCAACAAACAAAGUGACUAUGACCUCUACCACUUGAGCAAUUGUCCUGCAAUGGCCAACUGUGAAGCUGUCGGGUUUAUAAUGAGCCAUGUCAGCACCAGCCUAGUAAGGAUGGUGUCACAUCAUCGUGGUUGGGGGUUGAAGCUCAAUGAGGUUGGGGUUAAAGUUGCUGGAGUUAGGUUUGGGUUUGGGGUUCAAGUUUCUCGAGCUGUGUAUGUUCAUUGGGCAUCGAUGGAUUUAGCUUCUGUGCGAGUAGCAAAUUCAAAAUUUGUUCUUUGCCCCAAUGCUUCAGCGGCGAAGGUUGUUAGUUCCAAAAAGAAUGCCACCGUCAAUUUCAGGUCCAAAUUCAAAGGAUGUGUCACCAAAAUCCAUGUCAUUUCCCCAAAUGGCUCUGUCUCUAGUCGCUCUUCGCACCGGUCUGUCUCAAGUUUGAAGGCAGAUGAUAACAAACGCAGAAGUAAUCUUGAAUCUCUGUUUUGUUAUGAUAAAUCUAUUCCUGAAGAAAGAAUUGAGAAGCCUGUUGGGUUAUCUUUGGAAGAGAAAGCUAUUGGAAACAAUCCUCGAUGCACUGAUUGCCAGGCGAAAGGUGCUGUGCUUUGUGUCACUUGUGCUGGUUCUGGUCUAUAUGUUGACUCCAUAUUGGAAAGCCAGGGCAUAAUUGUUAAAGUUCGUUGCUUAGGUUGUGGGGGAACAGGUAAUAUAAUGUGUGCAGAAUGUGGCGGACGAGGUCAUCUGGUACCCAAAUGA
Sphenostylis stenocarpa is the source of this 756-nucleotide messenger RNA. The record is from the annotation of a GenBank genome assembly. NCBI's taxonomy places the organism in Eukaryota, Viridiplantae, Streptophyta, Magnoliopsida, Fabales, Fabaceae.